Molecule: messenger RNA, 1140 nt
Organism: Metschnikowia bicuspidata var. bicuspidata NRRL YB-4993
Lineage: Eukaryota; Fungi; Ascomycota; Pichiomycetes; Serinales; Metschnikowiaceae
Exons: 1
Biological process (GO): tRNA processing
Molecular function (GO): ligase activity, forming carbon-nitrogen bonds; ATP binding
Source: RefSeq, a predicted model, not a curated record
AUUCCUGAUCGUGUCUUGCUAGCGCUUUCAGGCGGUGCGGACUCUAUGUGUCUUGCGUAUCUUUUGGCUCAAUACAAAAAACAAUCACGUCUGCUGAUGCUCAUAUCGGCUAUCACCAUAGAUCAUGGGUUCCGACAAGAAUCAGCAGCAGAAGCAAAAAAAGUAGGUGAUAUAGUCCUGCUGUGGGGAAUUCAGCAUCACGUGGAAAAGCUACGCUAUCUGAGAGACGUGCACUCCAUUACCAACUUCGAAGAAAUCGCUCGCGAUCUACGUUACAAUGUAUUCCGUAAGAAAUGUGCCGAUUACGGGACUAAUGCAUUGUUGGUGGCACACAACAAGGAUGACCAACUUGAAACUUUUCUUCAAAGACUACAAAUGAACUCCACGUUGUUUGGUUUGGUUGGCUUGCGAGAAAGAUCCCCUUUGCCUACAAGGGAUAUUUCGCCUCUCAAAGAUGAGAAGGUAUACAUCUACAGACCAUUACUACACUAUAAAAAGGCGGAAAUAUUUCAGACGUGCAAGUCACUCGGUGUACCUUGGUUUGAAGAUCACUCGAACCAGGAUAUACACCUCACAAAGAGAAAUCUUUUGCGGUACAUAAUAAAUGAAUAUGUGCCCCAAGCUUUGGACGCGAGGCCUGAACUCACGUGUAUUACACGCAAAUCUUUGACGGCGACUACACAAGAAAUCGAAAGUUUUGUGCAUGGUCUUGAGAUCCAAAAACUGUGCUUCGAUCUGCGUGUAAAAUCUCAUCAAUUUCAAUUUGACAAAGUGAAAGCUGAGGUGAAAUUCUCCAUUCCCUUUCAUGAAAUCAUGGGGGUUCAGCAGCUCGUGUUUUCCAGAUGGCUAUACGAAACCAUUUACCCACUCUCCUCCUCAAAAAACUUCCACUGGUCGUACGCCAAGCUAGAAAGACAAGCAAUUCCACGAUUGUGGACUUGGCUCCAAAAUCCGCAAAAUAGAUUGACCAUGACAUAUCUCAAUGUGAAGCUCGACAUUAACCCUGAAGGGCAGGACGUUAAUUUUCUUGUAUCCCGACAAGCUCCUCAAAGAGAUGUAGUUCACAACUACUUUGUGUCUGUUGUACCAGGAGAUUGCAUGUGGCAUUUGUUUGAUCGGCUUUGGUGGCUCAAAUUCGAG